UUCCUUAGUGGCUGCACCAAUUUACAUUUUCACUGAUAGUGCACAAGGGUUCCCCUUUGUCUGCAUGCAUACCAACAUUUGUCAUUUCUUGUCUUUUUGAUAAUAGCCAUUCUAAUAUGUGUGAGGUGAUAUCUCAUUGUGGUUUUGAUUUGCAUUUUGAUUUGGGUCUUUUUUUAUAUCUUAUGUUCUCUAUAUCUACUUAACUUUUUAAACAUAUGUGAUGCAGUUAUUGCUGUUUUGACAGCCUCAUCUAAUAAUUCUGAAAUCUGUGCAAGUUCUGGGUCAGGUUUGGUUGCUUAUUCUCAUUAUGGAUAAUGAGGGGAAUUUCCCUGCUUCUUUGCAUGCCUGGUAAUCUUCGAUUGGAUGCCAGAAGUAAAUUUUACCUGGUCGAGUGCUAGAUAUUUUAGUAUUCCUGUAAAUAUUCUUGAGCUUUGUUCUGGGAUACAGUUAAGUUACUUGAACACAGUGUGAUUCUCACUUUUAAGGAUUGCUAGAUGGAAGCAGAGCUGUAUUUACUUUAGGGUUAAUUGGGCCCCACUGCUGAGGCAAGUCCCUUUCGCGUUCUCUCCCCAGUACCCUGUGACUUAGGAGGUUUCCCAGGCUAGUGGGUGGGGACAGGUACUAUUCCCAGCUUUCUGUGGCUGUUGGGUACUGUUACCUCUAAUCCCUUUGAGUGGUUCUUUCCCUGGCUUGGGGUAGUUCACUUACAGGCAUAUGCUGACCAGUAUACUCAAGGCGGGGCCCCCUCCACAGAUCUCCAGAGUCCUCUUUCUGCAGCUCUCCCAUCUCCAGUAUUCUGUCCUGCAAACUCUAGCUUCUUGGUCUUUCUGGACCCUCAGUUCCAUCUCAACUGGAGAAGUCAGCCGGGCCCUCCCUGAGACAGGGCAGGAACUCUCUCAGGCAGUAAGCUAGAGCAUUUGCAGGGCUCUUCUCAUCUGCUUCCUGUCCACUGUCCUUCGUUGUCUCAUUGCUAGUCUCCUGAAACUGUUGUUUCACAUAUUUGGCUGAUUUUUGGGUUGUUUCAGGAGGGAGAAUAAAUCUGGUUCCUGUUAUUCCACUUAGCCUGAAGCAAAUUCCCAGAGAGUGUUUUUGAAUUGCUGAAUGAAUCUGCAAACAUGUGUGGAGAUAUUCUUUGAGACGUUAUACAAAUGUGCAUACCUUAGGAAGUUCCCAGCUCCCUCCCCGGCUUUGAAGCCAGUUGGUCAUUCACACCCUGCUAGACACACUGUUUGCAUGCAGAGCUCAUUAUACAGCUGGUGGCUCCCCAGCCAUAUGGUGGGCUUGUCUGAGUGCAGCUGGGCCCAUUCGUUUCCCCUGGUCAGUGCCUGGCCCGGAGUCUGGCGGCUGUCGUUGAGGUCAUGAGAGGUGGAGGGCAGGAGUCAUUGUACAGAGUUGCAGAGAAAAGAGGUCACUUAUGGUCAGAGGAGCAGCCUGCUUACCGAUUCCAGGUGGGGGCUGGGUACAUGAGUGAGGAGGUGCCUUCCCGUGACCCAGUGGGCCAGGACCUGGCUGCUGAAGAGGCCGAGGCAGUGCUGGGGCUGGACGCUGAUGGUGAACACAUGGUAAUGUUGUCUGUGAUUCCUGGGGAAGCCGAGGACAAACUGAGCCCAGAGCCCAGCAGCGGCACCUGCAGGGCUGGAGGGGAGGAGGACUCGAGGUGCAACCCCCGGGAGAGCCUCUUCUCUCUGGACAGCGCUGGAGCCAGCUUCCCGGAGAGAGAAGAGGAGUACUACGCAGAGCCCGAAGUGGUGGAAUCUGACCCCCCGCCGACAGAGGAUGCCAACACCACCGAAAGUCUGAAGUCCCCGAAGGUGAACUGCGAGGAGAGAAAUGUGACGGGAUUAGAAAAUUUCACUCUGAAAAUUUUAAAUAUGUCACAGGACCUUAUGGAUUUUCUCAACCCAAACGGUAGUGACUGCACUCUAGUCCUGUUUUACACCCCUUGGUGCCGGUUUUCUGCCAGUUUGGCCCCUCAUUUUAACUCUCUGCCCCGGGCGUUUCCAGCUCUUCACUUUUUGGCACUGGAUGCAUCUCAGCACAGCAGCCUUUCUACGAGGUUUGGCACUGUAGCUGUUCCUAACAUCUUGUUAUUUCAAGGGGCUAAACCAAUGGCUAGAUUUAAUCAUACAGACCGAACAUUGGAAACGCUGAAAAUCUUCAUUUUUAAUCAGACAGGUAUAGAAGCCAAGAAAAACGUGGUGGUAACUCAAGCUGACCAAAUAGGUCCUCUUCCCAGCACUUUGAUAAAAAAUGUAGACUGGUUGCUUGUAUUUUCCUUAUUCUUUUUAAUUAGUUUUAUUAUGUAUGCUACCGUUCGAACUGAGAGUAUUCGAUGGCUAAUUCCAGGACAAGAGCAGGAACAUGCGGAGUAGUGAUAAGACUCAAAGGAGAGUUGGAAAGAAGAAUUUCAAUCCUUCAUUUCAGAAAUUAACGCUGCAAUUUCAUACAUUUUCUCCAGCGAAGCGCUGACUUACAACUUCAGUCAGAUUGAAAGAAUCAUGUGUUUGUUGAACUGUUGAACGUGUAAAAAAUUAUAAACUGGUGUUUCUAACUAGUAUUGUAAUAAGCAAAUGCAAAAAUUGUCCAUAACAUUCAGUAAAAAUUCUUGUUUUUACUACUUGAACAUUACCCAGUACUUAAGGGGGUAAUCCAGUUUGACAUGUGAAGAUGUAUUUUGGUGGAAUAGUGAGUAGAAUGACAGUAUGCUUACUAUAUAGAGGCAGAAAUAGGACUUUCAGGUUAUAGUUUUAGAAAACUCUUGAUUUCUUGUAUAUGUCUGAGAAAGUUGGUUUUCUGUUCAUUUGCCAUUUCUCUCCCAGAGUCAGUAAGCAGGAAAGUGUUCUUUUAUGGGAAGAAUAAUUAGGAUCGAUCAGUGUGCCCUUUCAAGUAGCAACCAGUGGGAAAAUAAAGUCAAAUACCUUGGUGUUCAUGA
Molecule: messenger RNA, 2932 nt
Organism: Aethalodelphis obliquidens (Pacific white-sided dolphin)
Lineage: Eukaryota; Metazoa; Chordata; Mammalia; Artiodactyla; Delphinidae
Gene: TXNDC15
Product: thioredoxin domain containing 15
Exons: 5
Coding region: 1359-2372 (337 amino acids)
Biological process (GO): cilium assembly
Cellular component (GO): cilium
Source: RefSeq, a predicted model, not a curated record